Drosophila bipectinata is the source of this 2150-nucleotide messenger RNA. RefSeq names its product discontinuous actin hexagon (gene dah). Gene Ontology annotation, molecular function: zinc ion binding. Gene Ontology annotation, biological process: synaptic signaling. NCBI's taxonomy places the organism in Eukaryota, Metazoa, Arthropoda, Insecta, Diptera, Drosophilidae. The record is from RefSeq and is a predicted model, not a curated record. Gene Ontology annotation, cellular component: synapse; plasma membrane.
CGCUAACGGAAUCAAGAGUCCCUGACGAAGACGCGGCUGAUAAAAAAAUCGCAUUGUCUCAUAUUAUUAAAAUAAUACUCGUUUUGUGUCGUCCUUUAAAAUGUCUGGACCACCUCAGCUUAGUAAGAUGCGGUCCAGUGCCGAGGCAAUGGCUUCAUUGGCACGUAACAAGGGAUCCUCCCAGGAAAAAGUGCAACAAGUGGUUGGAAAAAAAAGCAACAACAACAAGGACUUGGCAACCAUUAUAGAUGACCUGCAGAUGAAGUACGGGAACUACAAAUAUACGGUUUAUAGAUGUGCCAGCAAAUUUGUAGCGCUCCAAAAAAUCUUUCACACGGGGAAGGUUCCAUAUAAGUUGGUCUUAGCCAUCCUCGAACGACAUGGUUUGCGAGGCAACCUGGAGCUGAUGGUACCUCCCUUUCAGUUGACCUCCCUGAUCCACGAUAUAUACUUUGCCUGUGAAAAGUUGGGUCACUUUGCGCAGGAUUCCAGCUUUCAGCUAGAAGCAGCAUCAGGGUUGCUAGCCAAUUUCUUUUGGAAUGUCUAUGAUCCGCAACGCCGUCACUCAAUAUCACUCCUAGAGAUCAAGAUCACACUGAUCUUGUUCUGCAACCUAUAUAGUAGUGAACAGCUGGCUGGUGACUUCUUUGGUUUGCUAGCGGAUCCCAAGAACCAAGUGAUUUCACGCUACGCUUUUGAACAGCUCCUGGCCACAUUGAGUAAGCUGCUUAGCUACCUGGGCGAGGGUAAGGCUUAUGGUUCACACAAUCUUCCCCUGAUGAUGGAGCAGAGCUUUGCGAGGUGCCCACACGGGGUGGCCGGCCUAGCGGAACAACAGUUUCACAAACUAUGGACAGGGGCCGGGGUCCAGACUCGCUUUUUAAUCUAUGGGAACCUCCUAGCUUUAAUUAAGCGAAUCGAGGACACGGAACAUUUAAUACACAGCAACUCAUGCGCUGGCUGCCGUAAGGAGCGCAUUGUAGGCAUUCGUUUUAGGUGUCAGGUGUGCCGCGAUAUCUCGCUAUGCCUUCCCUGCUUCGCCGAGGGAUAUGCUGGCGGUCGUCACGAGCCCGGCCACCGAAUGUGUGAGGUCUUUGUCGAAGAUCAACCUCCCCAAAACUGGACUCGCCAUCUGGCCAAGCUUUGCGGCUGGUUUGUAGUUGGCCGCAAGAGAAAAACACAGGAAGAGGAUCGACGGGGCUUCUGCGAUGCCCAGGAGAGUGGCCCAGCGUUGGGGCAAAGCUCGGCCACGCCUAUUCCCGCUGAGACUCGUAGUAUACAGGAAAGGGAACGGGAAAGGGAACGCGAGAAGGACAAGGAGCAAACAGUAAUUCUUCAGCAGCAACAGGAGCUUUGCUCAUUGACGGGACUGGCUAGCAAGGCAUCCAGUCAGCUGCAGUCCAUUAUAGAUCGUCUAUUACUCCAAAAUAUGAAACUGGAAACCCAGCUUAAAACGGUGUCCACAUCUUCUAGUGCUGAGAUAUCGGAGUUUCUCAGCGCCCAUCAGAGCUUUCUGUUGCAGAUUAUCGAGGACAUGCGACAGCUAUCGUGCUCUCCAGCGGCUGCUCCCGUGGUUGCGGACGCCCAUGUCGCUGCGGCGCCUUUAGUUAGCUCCACUUUCCUAAGCUCCAGCACUCCCCAGCGCCAGAUCUUCGAUAUGUAUGGGCCAGUGGGAGCCAACCUAACGCACUCUAUUAAUGGCGCUGAUUUAAAUCGCAGCUAUUUAGAAGCCAACAAGUCAGAUUAUUCGUUGAAUGAUAUCAGUCUGUGGUUCGAUCAACGGCGAUCAAGCCUGCAACACCAUUCGCAGCAGGCUACUGGUUCCACUCCAGCUCCCCUUUCCCUACCCAUGCCAUUGGGAGCUCUGCUGGAACACCCAGCGUCCAAGGAUGGGUCUAUGCGUGACACAGAGAUGGUCAACUUUAAAUUACUUUUGCACAAAGUAAAGGAGAUUGUGGAGGACUCGUACAGCGACAAUGCCGAGCUUUCUGCAGCGACACAAAAUCUGGAGAACGUCCUGGAUAGCAUUAUAAAAAGUGAAGAGCAGCAGCGCCGCAUCAGCUCGUGAAGAGGUCCAAGACACCUUUUUCCAAAUCAAUUCCCUCCAGACGAAGUCUUUUUUAGGCCAAGAUAAACUUUAAGUUAUAAGU